Molecule: messenger RNA, 990 nt
Organism: Vicia villosa (hairy vetch)
Lineage: Eukaryota; Viridiplantae; Streptophyta; Magnoliopsida; Fabales; Fabaceae
Exons: 1
Coding region: 1-990 (329 amino acids)
Source: RefSeq, a predicted model, not a curated record
AUGAUGAACCAUGAUGAUGAUGAUAACGAUGCUGUUAUGGAUGACUCACUCUCACAACAACCAUCUUCAUCACCUUCAUCACCCCUUACACCUAUACCAUUUGAAUACACACCUCCAACCCACCCUUUUAACCCACCAACAUUCUUUUCGGACAUCUUGCACCCUGGUGUUCCUCCUCCUGCUGCGGCACCACUUUCAUAUGAAGAUGAACAAGAUAUGGUGAUUUCACCUUCAUGGCUUACACUUGCACUUCCAUAUUAUUCACCGUCACCACAACCUCAGCUGUUAACUCCUUCUCUUUCUCCUCCACGUGCUAUUGUUCCUGCUGCUUCAGUUUCAUAUGAAGAAGAAGAAGAUAUGGUGAGUACAUCAUCAUGGCUUACACUUUCACUUCCAUAUUAUUCACCAUCACUACCACCACCACCUCAGCCAUUACCGGUUGAAUACAGAUCACCAUCAACACCUUCAAUUUCUCCUCCUAAUGCUAUCAUUAGUAGCAAUAGCGAGGAGCAGGGAAGUCCUUCAAGUAUUCAACCACCAUUCCCAUGGGCAACUUCAAAGCCCGCCACAGUUCACACUCUAGAUCACUUGUUGUAUGAUUUGAAUAUAAAGACUAUUCCAGGUACUCUGGAAUGCAAGUCUUGUAAGUUUCAACAGACUGACUUUCGUUUUGAUUUGCUUGAAAAGUUUGAGAAAGUGGCAAGUUUCUUCAUGGAGGAAAAUAUGAAUUAUCGUGCACCUGAUGUCUGGAUGAAACCGGUGUUUCCAAACUGCGGGAGGUGCGGGGAAAAAAGCACAAUGAAGCCGUUGAUUGGAAAGGCAGAAGAGAUCGAUUGGCUGUUUUUGUUUUUGGGUGAGAUGAUAGGGUGUUGCAAUCUUGACCAUUUGAGGUAUUUUUGCCAACAUGCUAACAUUCAUAGAACAGGUGCCAAAGAUAGAUUGCUAUAUCACACAUAUCUUGGUUUGUGCAAACAACUCCAUCCACAAUGA